Lagopus leucura (white-tailed ptarmigan) is the source of this 4274-nucleotide messenger RNA. It is a transcript of the gene RIPOR3, whose product is annotated as RIPOR family member 3. The transcript is spliced from 23 exons. The record is from RefSeq and is a predicted model, not a curated record. NCBI's taxonomy places the organism in Eukaryota, Metazoa, Chordata, Aves, Galliformes, Phasianidae. The coding region runs from base 477 to 3335 and encodes 952 amino acids.
AAGCCUUGAAAAAUGUGAUUUAGAGAUUCUUACUCUUGCUGAAUGCAAGGACACAGAGGACCAGAUCCUGAACUUCUAUAAACAGAUCGAUUUCAAUAAAGUUACAGCAGUUGAUAUCAAAUGAAGAUCUGGCCUUCACUUUAUGGGAUACUCUCUUGAGCUGCUGGAUGGAACUGACACUGGAGAGAGCCUUGACGUCAGCACAGCUGUGCAGAUUUUGUCAGUGGAUUUACCACCCUUCUCCCCCACCAUUCUUUUCUGCACUGUUUCCAAAAUUUCAAAUUCAAAAUCUAGGCAGAAAUGUUCCUGUCCUAUCUGUUCCAUAUCCCCGCCCUCAUUAGUUCACUUUAAAGGGAGUAAAACAUCUGUUUCCAAGUACAGCUGUGUGGAAAUGCACAUGGCAUUGGAGUGUCUACAGAAAGGGAACUUUGGCACAGAACACAGUGUUGAAUCCAGCAGACUUACUGAUUGGGGUCAUGUCGGUCAAACUCACAUUCGUCUCUUCUGGUGAUGGAGGUGGUAUCAGUAGGAGUUGUUCCUUCACUGGAUUCAGCACUGUGCAGAGCAGAAAAUUAGCAAAGUCUCUCAGCAGAAGCUCAGUAAGAUCAAGAAUGUCAUUGAAAUCCCCUAAGGCUUAUUCUUCACUGCAGAAAGGGGCAGUCAUCUGGGAUCCAAAACCACUGCAGGUGAAGAAAAUUUUUGAAGCUUUGAAGAAAGGACUUAAUGAGUACCUAGAAGCACAUCAGGCUGAAUUGGAUUAUCUUUCUGAUCGACACAAAGAUACAAAAAGGAACUCCAGAUUGGCCUUCUACUAUGACCUUGAUAAGGUAAGCACUCAAAUUCGCUCUGUGGAGAGAUACAUUAGAAAACUGGAAUUCCACAUAAGCAAAGUAGAAGAACUCUAUGAAGCUUAUUGUAUCCAGUGCAGACUACGAGAUGGCGCCACUAAUAUGAAACGUGCCUUUUCCUUGUCUCCUUCCACCAAAGCCUCCAGGGAGAGCCUAGUGGAGCUCUAUAAGAACUUUCAGGAGUGUACAGAGGACAUGUGCUUCAUAGAAGGGGCGUUAGAGGUCCAUUUAGGAGAGUUUCACUUGAAGAUGAAAGGCUUGGUGGGAUUUGCACGUCUCUGCCCAGGUGACCAGUAUGAGGUUUCUGUGCGACUGGGGCGCCAAAAAUGGAGGUUGAAAGGCAAGAUCGAGACUGAUGACAGCCAAACGUGGGAUGAAGAAGAAAAGAUCUUUAUACCCAAUCUCCAUGAGCAGUUUGAAAUCAAGGUGACAGAACUGCGAGGACUGGCCACAGUUCUAGUUGGUGUCGUGACAUGUGACAGCAUAAACUUCUUUACAGCCAAGCCUCAAGCAAUCAUUGUGGAUAUAACUGAACUGGGCACUAUCAAGCUACAGCUGGAAGUCCUCUGGAAUCUUUGUAUCUUCUGCUACAGCCCCUUUGAUGCAGAGAACCUGUUCCUGUCGCCUGGAACCACAUCCAAGUUUUCUGUGGGUAGCAGGAAGAGCUCUCUGUACAACUGGACCCCUCCAAAUACUCCCAGCUUCAGAGAGAAGUACUACCUGUCUGUUUUGCAACAAAGACAGAACCAAGGGGAUGUAAGUGGUGAAGCUCAGCCUCCUAGCAUAUUGAGUUACUUGGCUGCCUGUGAUUUUGGUACACAUGAGAGAAGUAAACCUCACAGUCCUGCAGAGACAAGUGAAGGAGACUCGUUCAGCUCUGACGAUCAGAGAGGGACAGAAUCCAGAACUACACUUCCAGCUCUAGACCAUAGGACACUGCCAUUGAUGAUUAUUCAAGAGACUUGUGCAGAAGAGCAAAAGCCUCUUCCAAAUCAUGCAACUCUAGAUAUUCUGAAGAAGACUCCAUGUGUGGACACAUUUUCAAGUAACCCAUCUAGUUUCCUGAGUCGUGGAAAAGGCGGUAGAAGUUUAAACCAGACCAGAAGUCGCCAUCUGACAGAACAAGAAAGCAUUAGCCAGAGAAGCUUGAAUGCUGCAAAUGAUGUAAAACUGGAUGGAUGUACAAAGUCAAUUGACAAGACUCUCCAAGAAGUGUUCAAUUUGCUAAAAUUCCAUGGUGUUGGUCAAGCCCUGCUGGAGAAAUUGGAAUACCAAGUUUUAACUCUGAGGGAUAAAUUAAAGCUAAGGACACUUCAUCACAAACAUUCAUCUGUGGAAAGUUUAAUGGUGGAGACGGUGCUGGAAAGUUUUAACUUCUUAAAUGCUGACUGUAGUGCUGAUGAGGUUUCAUUAUUUGGAAGCAUAAGAACAGCCAGUAUCAGCAGCACGUACAAUGACAACACGUUUCAGUCCCUGAGCUGUGAUAUGAAAACAGAAACAAGAGAUGUAACUACUGGAGAUGACAACUUAGAUGUACUUUUAAUAACUCAUCUGAAGCUGUGCAAAGCUCUUCUGCAGAAACUGAGGUCACCAAAUGUAGCCCAGAUCAUCCAAGAGAAUGUUUUGGAAGAAGUGUCAGAGCAGUUGCGAGUCCUGGGGGAUGUCUUGGAUUUGUCUGUUGAAGAAAUUAUUCAGAAGACUAAGAAGAAGAAGCACUAUCUGAAAAUCUGGAGUGAUGUUGCAGAACCUGGCAGUAUCUUCUUUGCUUCAGCAGAAAGAUUCCGUCACGUACUGAAGUACACGUUGGCAGUCAAAGUGAAGGAAAAGUACCCUGGCCAAUUAGAAGCAGUUUUGCGAAGACUGCUAGAGCAGAUCGUCACCUGUGAUGGCUUGCUGCCUUCUCCAUAUCUCCAAACAGAACCAGUUACUUUAUUCCAAUUUUACAGCUACCUGGAGAAACACCGGAUUACAAGCCUGGAAAAACACGUAGGAAGACUUGCUAAAGAAGUGAUGCUAAUUGAGGAGCUACAGUGCCCUGGACGGCUGAAGACCCUUAAAAAAUUGAAAGGGAAGCGUCUGAAUCGGCUCCAGCCUCUACCGCAGACUUUGCAGCUACUUGGGAUUUUACAGAUUGAUGACAACCACCGCGUCAGCAAAGCAGCCACAUCCUGCCUCUCCCGUGCAGCAGCAAACAAGAACUUUAGGGAAAAGGCUCUCCUUUUUUACACUGAUGUUUUAGUUGGCUGUGAUACAAGACUUCAGCAAGCUGCGUGUUUGGCCCUUAAAAAUCUCAGAGGCAUAGAGAGUAUUGAGCAGGUUGCCCACCUGUGCCAGUCUGAAACAGAGGAUGUAAGGAAUGCAGCCAGGGAAACAACGUUGUCCUUUGGUGAAAAGGGACGACAAGCCUUUGAGAAAAUGGACAGGAUUUGCUGUGAAUUGAGGGAUGCUGUGCAGCAGGAGGCUGAAAUUGAGAUCACAGUAUUCUAGUAGUGGAGUAUAAGGAGCUAAGUCAUUCUUUCCUCACAGCUACUUAUGGGUACCCAAGGGUUUACUUUUGUUGCUUAUCAGCAUCUUUACUUUCACUCUGCUAUGUACAUGCUGCCUACUGACAGUAGUUUUGUUUCCAAGGUGGACACAGUUUGCAAUCUAAAUCAAAUAGACUGGAAUCUUUGUUUUUUAUUCUCACUUUCAGUAUUGAUAAUCUGAAAUGCUGAAGAAAAAAACAAACUGGGGUCCGUAAGAAUGUCAAACCAGGCUGCAGCAUGAUUGAAGCCUACGUCACAGAACUGGCUGCGCCCACACAAACUCAGUUGUGUGCCAUCUGUUCUGUUUGCAUUUCUGCAAAGAAUGAAAUGAUGGUGCUCCAAUAAUCCAUCUAGAACCUUGCUGACAGCCAGUUGUUUACAUCAGCUGCCAUGUGAAUUAGAAAAUCUAGCAGUAUUGCUUGCUGGUUUCUCUUUUUUUAAUAGAAUUUUGCUGCACAAGGAACAAUGGCUCCUUGUUUCAAAAGCUUUUUUUUUUUUUUUUUUUUUUUUUAAAUCAGUGCAACGUAGGACAGGCUUCUUGAGCAGGGAUUGGCAAGGACAAAUAGUGUAUACCCUCUGCAGCUGACAAAGGGAAGUUAUCAUAUUAGCCAUGUACAAAUCAGACUGCCAUACAGACGGAGCUGUGUAAGCUUUUUAGGAAAAAAAGCAUUUUCUUCCUUUAGCCAUAGGUCAAGGUUUGUAUAAUCACAUGCCCACUGCCAGGCUCCUUACUCUCCGCUUAGUGCAGGAGAAAGUGGUAACCAUGAUGUGAAGUCUGGCUACAGGUAAAAUACUUGAAAAGGCCUGUGUGUAUAUAUUUUAUAUAUAAUACUUUUUCUAUUCAGUAUUUAUUUGUUGGAUUUCAUACUUUCUGGACUUCUAAUAAAACUUUUGAGACAAA